CUAGAUGGCACAGUAAGGACCAUCAGCAGUUGGGUGACUAGAGAAAGACAGACGUCCAUCUCAAGAAUAUCCUGACAGCGUACCAUGGCCUCUCUCUCUCUGUCCCUGGGACUGCUGGUGCUAUGCACCCUGGCUCUUGUACACUGUGACCUGUAUGAUGGCCAUGUCAGGGUGUGGGGCCUUAGUGCCUCCAACCUGAAAGGAGACCUCCUCUCCCAGCCAGACCCCUACGUCAAGGUGUGGUGCGGCCCCACCUUCGGUGGCAUGAGCAGCAUUCUGAAGAACCAGGCCAACCCCACCUGGCCCGGUGAAUUCAACUUCGUAGACAUCAUCCACAAGUCUGUCCUGAAGCUGGAGGUGUGGGAUGAUGACGCCGGACCAGAUCACCGCCUGGGAACCUGCACCACCACCAUCCGCCGAGGAACACACACUGAGACCUGCCACCUGAAGAAAGGCACCGUCUACUACACCUACAGCUACGACUACAGUCACUAGAAGGAACAGAAUGAUGGUUAGAUUGUAACCUAUGACCUUUGUGACCUUGUGUCUGAUUGGUUCUCUCACCCUGUCACUCAUGUAUUCACUUCCUUAUAGCAUCAA
Salvelinus fontinalis (brook trout) is the source of this 600-nucleotide messenger RNA. RefSeq lists its product as uncharacterized. The record is from RefSeq and is a predicted model, not a curated record. Lineage: Eukaryota; Metazoa; Chordata; Actinopteri; Salmoniformes; Salmonidae. Bases 85 to 495 code for a protein of 136 amino acids. The transcript has 4 exons.